Malaya genurostris is the source of this 1279-nucleotide messenger RNA. RefSeq names its product adipose-secreted signaling protein. The record is from RefSeq and is a predicted model, not a curated record. NCBI's taxonomy places the organism in Eukaryota, Metazoa, Arthropoda, Insecta, Diptera, Culicidae. Bases 555 to 1169 code for a protein of 204 amino acids. The transcript has 2 exons.
AUCACUCAACUCUUUGCAUGAAAUGAUACCCGAAACUUUCGACUUUCAAACAGAAUAGUGAAAUCAAAGAAAAUCUUUUUAAUUACAUCACAAUAAUCGAAAGAGAGUGUGAUUAAAUAGAAACUGUCACUUGCUUAUACGCCCUAAUGAAAAAUCAACCGAGAUUUUUACAUCGAUGAAGGAAUCAUAUAUUCUUCGUUGAUUUUUCAAUUUUUUCUCAUUUGAUUAUUGUGACGUGAUUAUAGUUUUUCUUGAAUUUUACAUUUCUGCUUGAAAAUUGAAAGUUCCAGUAUUGUUUUAUACAAAGAGUUGAGUGAUAAACGUGAAAACAGCUUGGUAAUUAAUGGAAUAGAAAGUAAACGAAGGAAACUGUUACUUGCUCUUACGGCAUUUUGAAAAAUCAAACGAGAAUUUAUCAAAUUCGUAUGUUGUGUAUUGUCUGAAUUUCUCUUGGACAUACGUUAGAAAAAUUAUACGGAAUUGAAUUAAUAAUCAACCCCUUGAGAAUAAAGUUAGUAAAAUUUGAAACAGGUGACGCAGUUUUCUUUAAAUAGAUGCAUUCUCUGGUACUCAUGCGGGGAGUUGAUAGCGGAAUUGUGAAGAACGCGCGUAAAAUGGAUGAAAGUCAUCAUGAUCUACAUCAUGUUCAUUUCGACACGACUGUGAUGAAUGACGAACUGCACGAUAAUACCAUCGUCUAUCAAGUAGUACCAGAUGUACAAGAUAGAAAUUCAAUCAUGGUUCAUUUGGGAUUCCUGCAAAUAAAUCAUAGAUAUCGCAUUGAGCUGUGCAUUCCUGAGUAUGCCUUUGUAGAGGCCGGCCUGAAGGUUGGAACCAAUUCAAACUUUGAACUUGACGAGUCCUUGCCGCUAAACAUUAAUUGUAAAUUAUUAGAAUUUUCAUCAGCACCAACAAUUGGAAACGAUGGAAAGCGUUACUAUAGUGCCAAAAUUGUAUUUUUCGCGCAUAAGGAAAAGCUUCUGAAAGAACGUAUCUUUGUGAAUGAUAAAAACGAUAUUUCGUUAAAACUACAACUAGUGUUUUUAGCACGUGUCUUGGGACGAGGUAAAGGUACGCCUAUGUUACGAGACGGAAUUCAUUUAAUUGAUGUAGAAAAUGAUGAGUCUGAGCUCUCCGACUGGCAAGGUUUUCCGAAAAAGGAAAAAUAGGCAAAACCAUCAAUUCUACUUGUUCAAAUGCUGCCAAUUAUACAUAUUCGUUCUAAUACAGGAAAUGUAUCACAUUUUUUCAAUAAAAUGGCUUCUACCCCGUGUCGGUA